Messenger RNA from Bipolaris maydis ATCC 48331, 303 nucleotides. Its product is annotated as tubulin binding cofactor A. NCBI's taxonomy places the organism in Eukaryota, Fungi, Ascomycota, Dothideomycetes, Pleosporales, Pleosporaceae. The record is from RefSeq and is a predicted model, not a curated record. Gene Ontology annotation, cellular component: cytosol; microtubule cytoskeleton. Gene Ontology annotation, biological process: tubulin complex assembly; post-chaperonin tubulin folding pathway. Gene Ontology annotation, molecular function: beta-tubulin binding.
AUGGCCCCUCCGUCCAAGCUCGCAAUAGCAACUGGCGUUGUGCUCCGCUUAGUGAAGGAGGAAGCAAGCUACCAUAAAGAGAUUGAGCAGCAAGAAGCACGCGUCAAGAAGGCCGAAGCCAGUCAAGAUGAACACAAUGGCGAAUACACACUCAAGCAAGAGCGUCAAGCCCUUCAGGAGACCAAGAACGUACUGCCCGGCAUGAAGGUCAAGAUUGAGCAAGCAGUCGAGAAACUGGAAGAGGAACUUGUAAGUUGGACAACUCAUGAAGUACACAAAAAUGAUGGUAUUGACCAAACCUAG